ACGCUCGACUAAUUUUCAGAAGAAAGAUGGUUCAGAAUGUCUCCUUUGCCAUCACAUCAGAAUUUGUGAUGUCACAUCUAAACAGUCCCAGAAAUGUGACCAAUGCCACACUGACUGCACUUCAGAACUACGUGAUGCAGACAAUUUUGCCAGCCCUCUUCAUGUUCAACUGCAGUAUCAGCAUUCCUCUCAAUUUAAUCUCCUUGUGGUUCCUUUGUUGGUGUUCAAGGCCUUGGACUCCUACCAUUAUAUUUUGCAUUAAUUUAAACAUUGCCGACUUGCUCUAUGGUUUUGUCCUCCCCUUUCAAAUAGCCUACCAUUUAAAGGAAAAUAAUUGGCCUUUUGGAGAUGUCUUGUGUCAAAUUGUCACCAUUCUGUCAUAUGGGAACCUCCAUUGCUCCGUUUUAACCAUGAUGAGCCUUAGCAUAGAGCGAUAUGUAGGCAUUGUCUACCCCUUGCGCUACAAAACAGCAAAGCCAAUUAGGGCCUCUUUCCUGGUGUGCAUCGGCAUAUGGGCCUUGGUUUUACUCACCCUUUUUCCUCUCAUGCAGCAUAAGCUCACCAUUCACUUACAGCAGCUCCCUAUUGUCACCUGCUUUGAUGUUUUGCCAAAAGAAAUGUUUAGCUCCCCAGAAAAAUUUAUUGUUUAUUUUGGAUCCCUGCUAUUUCUAUUUUUCUUCCUACCCUUGAUCAUCAUGGGGUUUUGCUACAUCUCAAUCAUAGUAACACUUCUCCAUUCAUCUUCUCAGUUCAGAGAAACCAAGAGGCAGACUGUCUACUUUGUCAUAACAUUGCUGUUCCUGAUUACUGUUUGUUACAUCCCUUACAUUGUCAUGUCAGUGACCCAUUAUAUCCUCCUUUUUCAAAAGAAAUCAUUUUAUGUGGAAUACAAACUGUCACUUGCUACAGCCAGCUUUAAUUGCUGUUUUGACCCAUUUCUUUAUUACUUUGGUUCUAAAGAGUUUCAACAAAAAAUACAGAGGAAACUCUGCAAGUGUGUGGCAGUAAAUUUCAGUGAAAGCCCAUUUUUUUCACAGCAUGAUAUGCAAAUCAUGCCAGCACAAGAAGCACCAAAGAUUUAACAAUAAACGUAUUUAUGACAAUAA
Messenger RNA from Protobothrops mucrosquamatus (brown spotted pit viper), 1106 nucleotides. RefSeq names its product P2Y purinoceptor 8-like. The transcript has a single exon. Gene Ontology annotation, molecular function: G protein-coupled receptor activity. The record is from RefSeq and is a predicted model, not a curated record. Gene Ontology annotation, biological process: phospholipase C-activating G protein-coupled receptor signaling pathway; positive regulation of Rho protein signal transduction. Bases 27 to 1082 code for a protein of 351 amino acids. Gene Ontology annotation, cellular component: membrane. Lineage: Eukaryota; Metazoa; Chordata; Lepidosauria; Squamata; Viperidae.